Messenger RNA from Chionomys nivalis (European snow vole), 2801 nucleotides. It is a transcript of the gene Nup42, whose product is annotated as nucleoporin 42. The transcript is spliced from 7 exons. NCBI's taxonomy places the organism in Eukaryota, Metazoa, Chordata, Mammalia, Rodentia, Cricetidae. Gene Ontology annotation, cellular component: nuclear envelope. Bases 65 to 1321 code for a protein of 418 amino acids. Gene Ontology annotation, molecular function: metal ion binding; nuclear export signal receptor activity. The record is from RefSeq and is a predicted model, not a curated record.
UUCGGUUGUUGGAAUCUGGACCAUUUUUGCUGGCCUGAAGACCGCGGGCUGGGACGGCGCUACGAUGGCCAUUUGCCAGUUUUUCCUUCAAGGCCGGUGCCGCUUCGGAGACCGCUGCUGGAACGAGCAUCCCGGCACCCGGGGUACGGGCGGAGCCCGGCAGCCGCCACAACAGCAGCCGCCGCCCUCAGGGAGUAACAGGCGUGGUGGGUGGAAUGCCAACAGCCAGAGAUACUCCAGUGUCAUCCAGCCAUCCAGCUUCUCCAAGUCUACACCAUGGGGUGGCAGCAGAGAUCAAGACAAACCAUUAUUCGGCUCCUUUGAUUCUGGGGCUUCCACCAGCAGAAGCUUUGAAUCAUCUCAAAACCCUUUUGCUUCACUUAUCUCUGAAGAGCAGAAAGAUGAAAAGAAACUGCUGGAAGGAAUUGUUAAAGAUGUAGAGACUUGGGAAUCAUCGGGGCAGUGGAUGUUCUCUGUUUACUCACCAGUGAAAAAGAAACCUAACAUUUCAGGUUUCACAGAUAUUUCACCAGAAGAGUUGAGGCUUGAAUACCAUAACUUCUUAACCAGCAAUAACUUACAGAGCUAUCUAAAUUCUGUUCAACAGCUAGUAAGUCAAUGGAAGAAUAGGAUAAAUGAACUGAAAAAUCUAAAUAUGUCAACCAAAGGAACUCUGCUCUCUGAUGUAAAGGGUGAAGCCAGUCAAGCAGCACCUGCAUUUGGGUUUGGAAGUAAGCAAGCAGGGACGUUUGGGUCAUCAGGUUUUCCAGUGAAUAGCAGCAGCAGUAAUGUUCAGAACUUUAGUUUUAAAACGAACUCUGGAUUUGCCACUGCCCCUUCUGGAAGCACGCCUGUGUUUGGGAGUCCCUCGGCCUUUGGGGCCGGGCCCUCUGCUGGUUCUGCCAUCACUUCCUCCGCUCCAGCCUUUGGGUUUGGGAAGCCUGAAGCCACAUCUGCUCCAUUUUCCUUCAAGAGCCCUGAUGCUUCCGGUUUUGGAUCACCUGGAUUUUCAGGGUUUCCAGGUUCCUUGGCAGGGAGGCCUUUCGGCCCUGCAGUGGCACCUGCCUUCAGAAAUGGCAGUUCUGUAGCUGGUUUUGGUAGUCCUGGCCCACAGUCUCAAUCUGUAUUUGCCAAACCUUCUAAUGACUUGUUUGGAGGUAGCAGCAUAUCAGCCUCCUUCCCCGUCUCGGCCACAAAUAAUGUACUGUUCACACCCAGGGAUCAGCUGACUAAAGAGGAGCUGGAUCAGUUCCAGUCCCAGAAAUUUACUCUGGGGAAAAUCCCAUUGAAGCCACCACCUGUGGAACUUCUGACUGUAUAAAGGGCAGUUUCAACUACAGAACGGCUUUAGCCAGGCAUAUGGUGCUUGCCUGUAGUCUGGGAGACUGAGAGAAGGGAUGCCACAAACUCAGGGCCAGCCUGAACUGCACAGAGUAAGUAAGUGACCAGCCAGGUCUGUGUGAAAUCCUCCAAGAAAAAGAUCUGAAUGGUGUUUAAAGAAAUGUUUUUUUUUAGUGCUUGGGAUCACUGGGCCCUCACACAUGCAAGGCAAGUUCUACCUGAGCCACACUCUGUCCCUAAAUAUGUUUUUUAAGAUUGUCUUGAAUUAUGAGGAAUGUAAGCUUUUAGUAAUUUGAGGGACUUUAAAGUUGAACAUUUUUUAUAAACCUAGCUAAAUAAAGCACAGCCAAAAACUCAAUAAGCAAGGGAAAUCUUUUGUACUGUAAUUAUGAGUGGAACUAAAAAAUACAGUGUACUAAAUAAAGUAAUUUUCUCAUUCUGUUCCAAUAUAUGAUCCAUCCCUUUAGCAGGGAUGUGGAGAGUGGAGCUCAGACCCAGGUGCAGUGUCUUGUGCAUGUCACUGAGCUAGCCCCAGGCCCGGCCUUCUUUUUACUGGCGUGUGUGGUGUGGGUCUUUUGCCUGCAUGUGUGUCUGUGUGCUACUUUCAUACCUGAUGCCCAUGGAGGUCAGAACAGGGUGUCAGAUUUUCUGGAACUGGAGUUACAGAUUGUGAGCCACCAUGUAGGUUCUAGGACCCCAGUCCUCUGGAAUAGCAGUCAGUGCUCCUAACCUCUGAGCCAUCUCUGGUCUUAACUCCUGAUUUUUUAACAUGGGAGGGGGGAUAUAUGGAAGGUACUGACGAGAUUGCUGAAUGGGUAAAGGAAUUGCUGCAUGCAUGUGAGAAUCUGAGUUUGGAUACCCAGCAAUUAGGUAUGGCAGUGCAUGAAUCUGUCACCCCAACACUGGAAGAGCAGAGACAGGUGGAUGCCCAGAACUUGCUGACCAACCAUUCUAGCUGGAUCAAUGAUUUCUAUAAACCCUGUAAGAAACUAAGGGUGGAGAAUGACAGGAAGACACCCAACCCCAACCUUUGGCCACCACACACACCUGUGCACACACGUCUACACACAUAUAUCAGACCAAAAAAAGUGAAUGCCUUACCUAGUGAAAGAUGAGCGCUCCAAGUAUUCAUUCAUGCUUUCAAAGAAUUCAGUUCCCAGAGGAUCCAAAUUCUGAUCCACUUUAAACAGUGUGACCCUAUCUAUCCUGUUCAGGGUCUCAGCAUGUGAAACCAAAUCCAUACUCAGGAUGUGUCUUUAUGUUUGAUGUUUAGAACUGUAAUUGGUAAGUAGAAUAUAAGUUGUUUCUCCUUUGGUCUGUGUGUUCCUAGAAAAUAGACUCUUAAGAAUUCUGCCCCAUGAACCUUAGAGUCAUGAGACCUACCUGUAGAUGAAUGCUUAGUCAUUCCUGUUGCUUAGGAUAUUUAUAAAUAUAAAUUUAUUUCUCACGAGUUCUGUAUA